CAUAAAUAGCAACAACAACAAUAUUAUGUCAAUAACGAAACCUUGAGUCCCAGAAAAUCUGCGCCACUGCGGCAAUUGUGUCAUUUCAGUUGCAUCAAGGCCAGCUGGCAGCUGCGUUGUCGCUGCCGUUUUCAUUCCGAAACUGUUUCCACCGUCGAUGCUGCAAUGAACGAUAUCAGCAAUAUUUACUACGGACCACUGCCACCGGAUUCGCCCUACGUGAAGCCUUUCCGGUUCCACUACACCCAAAAUGGGAAGGAAAAAUCCUGGGAUUUGCUGAAGGUGCACGAUUCGGUGUCGAUUGUGAUACUCAAUACCUCCCGACAGAAGCUGGUGUUUGUCAGGCAGUUCCGGCCAGCUGUUUACCAUGGGCUGGUUUGUGCGGAAGCGGGUGACGAUGGGCGGAGCAUCGAUAUGAAAAAGUACCCUCCAAGCUUGGCUGUGACUCUCGAGCUGUGCGCUGGCAUUGUGGACAAACCGAUCCCCUUGAUCGAGAUUGCAAGGGAGGAAAUUCUGGAGGAGUGCGGCUAUGAUGUUCCGGUGGAGCGGAUCGAAGAGGUGAUAAGCUACCGGUCGGGGGUGGGAACAUCGGGAUCGUUGCAAACGCUGUUCUACGUGGAAGUCACCGACGGCGACAAAGUGCCUUCCGGCGGGGGUGGAGUGGACGAUGAGAUAAUUGAAGUGGCUGAGUAUAGUGUCGAGGAGGCCCGGAAGCUUUUGCAAAAAGGGAACGUUCUAACCAGUCCACCUUCGUUCCUGUUCGGAGUGCUCUGGUUUCUCACCAACCGAGUUCAUGCGAAUUCGCCCCAACAGUAGUGAAAGGUAAGAGACAAGGCAAUUAUCUUCAGAUAUAAGAAAGGUAUAAUAAUACAAAUAUUUAUCGAUGGUCUAAUAUAAUUAAAAAUUAUAAUAUUUCACGGCGGGGUAACAUUAUGUUGAUCCAAAAUAAACAGAAUAACUAUGAAACCACAAACUAAUUUAUCCCUUCAAGAUGUUCGUGUCCUGAGCGAUCCGACAGGAGUCCUUGGGCCACGUCCACUUGACAGG
Molecule: messenger RNA, 1047 nt
Organism: Toxorhynchites rutilus septentrionalis
Lineage: Eukaryota; Metazoa; Arthropoda; Insecta; Diptera; Culicidae
Product: uridine diphosphate glucose pyrophosphatase NUDT14-like
Exons: 2
Coding region: 166-816 (216 amino acids)
Biological process (GO): ribose phosphate metabolic process; nucleoside phosphate metabolic process
Molecular function (GO): metal ion binding; UDP-sugar diphosphatase activity
Source: RefSeq, a predicted model, not a curated record